AUGUUGCGUCAAAAUCUCUUAGAUCAGCUUCAUCAUUUUAUAACCACAGUAACCACCACACCCAGCAAUGCUCAGGUUCUCACACAGCCAUCGCUUAUCAAAGUGGCAUUAAACUUUCUCGAUGAGUUGCCGGCGACGCGUGAAAUUGUGUUUGACUAUUUCGGUAUUCUGGCCGAGAUUGGGGUGCAACUUUACGUGUCGCCUGAGAUGGUGGAUGGCAAGACUGGCCUGCCGGUAUCACAGGUUAAGCAAGGCGGCAACCGCCAGCAACAGCUGCGGGCGCAGGAAUACGAAGCCUUCAAUAUGGUUAAAACUUCGCUCCAAAACCUGAUUUGGAAAGGUCCGGCGGCCUGGUCGCCAUUGAUAGCCAACUGGAGCUUGGAGUUGGUGGCUAAAUUAUCUGACAAGUAUACGCAGAGACGGAUGACCAUCACCGCUUCGUGCAAUUAUUGGCUCGAAUGCAGUGCAAUGCAUGGUCUUUUGACUCUAAUAAAUAGCUGCUUUCGCAAGCUGAGCAACACGGAGGCGGAAACUUGCGUAGAAACCAUGUUGAAUGCCUUCCGCCGCUAUCCCAUGACGUUUGAUUGGAUAGUAGCACGUUUGGGUGGCUGUUUUCCAUACAAAAUCAUCAUGCAAAUCUUGCAAUGUGGUAUCAAACGUUUUGUUGAUGAUUUCCGCUGUCAUCUUGAUUCAGAGGCGGGUAUAUUAGACUACAUGACCUCGUGCCACGAACAGCAGUUGCGUGCAGCAUUUCGUGAAAUGCUGAAAGAUGGUUUAUCACCAAAAAAACCGUUGGAUACGGCAGUCGUGCCAUUUUUGAUGAUCACCACAAACUAUUCAGAUGCAAUUUUGCAGAGUUUAGUCAAUGUUUUUGUGGAAUUAUACACUGACGACCUGUGCGAUGUUAUUGUACAAAGAUCGCCACUUUGGCUUAACAAUAAAAUGUUUGCAGACAUGCAACCCACGCUAAACAACGCCGUUCUCCGACUCAACCAACAUGGCGCAACGCUGCUUAUUACAGUAGCCAAGAUAGCCGAGAAGUAUGUGUGGUGUCAGGACUUUCUAGAUAACUCCAUGCAGGAGCUGGAACAGUGGGUGAUCAAGUCGCGGAACACUCCGCUGCUUGCUGAUUUGGCUUAUGAGCAAACAAAGUACAUGUUGUGGAAAAGUUGCCUGAGCACCAAUAUAAUGGAACAGCAGACUGCUGUACGAUUGUUACUCUUCGUCUCCUCCCAGCAUCCGCAUAUUUAUUAUCAAACGAUAUCACAAUUGCUCAGAAAAUCGUAUGCUGAAAAUCCUAAUGGAAUCGGUGCCCUUAUGCGUAUGCUGAGUGGCCAAGGUGGCGUAGUAAACUUUCCAAGCAUAACGCAAGGCUUUAAAAUGGUGCUGGAGGAUAUAACGCUACAAGAGCAAGUGGAAAAUCGCUUGCCUAUUCCACCGGGUGCUACAUCAGACGCCUACAACACAUUCUAUAACUUAAAAAUGUUAGCAAGCAUACAAAACAAGAAUAACUUCCCACACAUAAAACCGCAACAUCUAUCACAGGCUCUAAAUGAAUGCUUACCAAAGAUCAUUCAAAUCUUUGAUUGCACGGUUAACAAGUUGGUGCUGCUUAUGGACAGAGAUGCAGCAAUGCGCACCGCUGCGAAAUUUAAAGAGCAACAGGCUAACAACAACAAUCUGGAGACCAUGCCCGAUAUGUACAAUGGUAAUGGCGACAGCAAGCGCCCCAAGGUCGAGCCUAGUGACGAAGAAACAAUGAGCGAGAGUAACAGCAACGGCAGCACUGAGGAUUGCGAUGCAGCACGCAUGAAUCUGGCCCAUCUCAUUGUCGAUGUGCUCAACACUAUUGAGGCAGGAGCCCGCAAAAAUAUUAUGCACACGCCUUUGGUACUCAAGUUAGCUGUGCUUAGUGUGAAGUAUUUUUUUGUUGGCCUCAACGAAAAGAAUGCCAUACAAAGAGCUGCAGCCGCACAUCGUGCCAAUACGUUGCUGCAGCGUCAGUGCUCGGCUCGGAAAAUAGCUCGCACUGCCUGCCUGCGGGAACUACUCGAAGGUGCGCUGUUCUAUCAUGGUCACCUGCUGGGACAGCUGGAGGAAUACGAACUCGAUGAGCUGCAAAUUCCGGAACAUGAGUUGCUCAUUCUACAAAAUUUACACACUAGUUCCGGGGCCAACUCAAACCGCUCAGUACUACAUUCAGGCGUAAUCGGACGGGGUCUAAGGCCAGUACUGUUGAACAGGCCUCAAAGUUGCGAUGCGGAAAAGCAGAGUUUGUAUCUUAAAGCCUUGCAUGCAUGCUGCGCUGAUUUGGAAAAGCCAAACAAUGUGGAUGGCUACACAACAGUUUCGUUAAUGUUGGUCGAGCUGGUCUCUACGGAUGUAAUGUACAACGGGCUGCCGUUUCCCGAUGAAGACUUCACGAAGGUCACCAUGGAACGGGACAUGCAAAUACGUCGUGCCUUCAUUACAUCACCCGUGCUGUGGGCUGUUCUAGGUCUUAUUUCCACACAUCGGCCAACCUUGUGUUACUGCUCAGUGCUGUUGCGAGCGCUAUGUGCAACAUGUUUGCAUCAUUGGCGUGGCAAAAACGUAAAUAAGUUUCAACCCACUGACCCCAACGACGAACUUAUGUUAUGCACCAAAAAGCUGUUGCAAUUGUUAGCCAUGGGUCAACUGAUCCCGCCGCCGUUGACAAGUCUGCAUAUGAUCAUCGAGCAUUUUGAAUCACAAGAAAUUGCGUUGCUGUUGCGGGAAUGCAUUUGGAACUAUUUGAAAGAUCAUGUCCCCUCGCCUGCCCUUUUCCACGUGGACAGCAAUGGUUUGCAUUGGCGCAAUUUGAACCAGUCAAGAGCACCGCCGCAGUAUGUGGACACCCUACGUAACUUAAUGCAAAAGAAACUCUCCAAGCUGGGCCAACAUUACUACCAAAUGUUCAUAAUGAGCGAACUACAUGCCAGCUCUGUAACCACAACAGCGAUAUCACCCACAGCUGCAGAAACAGCAGCAGGGGCAGCGGGAGCAGUGGCAGCUGUAGGAUCAACAGAAGUUGCUACCACAGCUGUGGAGGAGCCAGCAGCAGCCACAACGACGAAGGUGGAGACAACAACAUCUCCAAUCGUCGUCAUGGAAAUAGAUUAGACAAUUGAUAGCACUGUUAGUUAAGUAGAGUCAAGCUCACACGGACAAAUAAGUUUAAAGUAAAAUGGUUUCUGUUCUUCCCAAAGUGCUUAAACAAAAAUCCCCCGAUAAAGCGUGAAUAGAGAAGCUUCUCACUUUCUGGCUGCAAAAUACUGGCACAGUCUUAGUUGUCUUAGUCGAAUUUAUAGCAGUUAUAUAAAUUUAUAUACAAUUGAAACUGUUUACUUUUAUGCUUCAAGAGUCCAGGCAGGAUAACUUGAGUUCAUAGUACAAAUGUAGUUAAAGAUUUUAAAUACAUCGACUUACAUAUACACACCUUAAACGUAUGUUCAGUAUUGAUGAGAAGCUUAUUUGUCUGUGUAAUCUUGAUAGGAUAAAAUAUGAUUUGAGAAGUUUUAUAGGCGUUUUGAGAAUGUAAAUAUGUAUAAGCGAACUAAA
Molecule: messenger RNA, 3579 nt
Organism: Scaptodrosophila lebanonensis
Lineage: Eukaryota; Metazoa; Arthropoda; Insecta; Diptera; Drosophilidae
Gene: omd
Product: integrator complex subunit 5
Exons: 9
Coding region: 1-3141 (1046 amino acids)
Biological process (GO): snRNA 3'-end processing
Cellular component (GO): integrator complex
Source: RefSeq, a predicted model, not a curated record